AUGAUGGGAGGAUUCUGGCGAGGAAUGAUGAGAUCCUUAGUGGCGUUGAUCCCGGGCUUGUUCUAUGCAGCCGCCGGUAUGGGGAAGAGGCUGUGGGCCAUGGCCAGGGUGACGGAGAGGACAGCGGGGAGCAGCCCGGAGCACUGCAUGGUGACAGCGGCGCCAUGCGAUGACGGCACCAGGGGGGCGCUCCACUCCCAACCAAUCACCAGCCAGUGCUAUGAGAUGACGACGGCGGGCAGCGCCGAGCACUGUGGGCUGCUGGGAAAGCGAGGCAGGCAGGCGCAGGCAGCGGUGAUCGAGCCGAGAGAGGUUUUUGAGAAAUGCGACCUGGCUUUCCUACACACCCCUCACUGCCUGGGCAGCGGGGAAGUCAUGAUCAGUUCUCUGGGGGACCCGCGUGGCAACGCAAAAGGUGGUUUUGCCCUUCUGGACGCGGAGACCUUUGAAUUGAAGGGCAACUGGGAGAGACCCACUCAAGCGGCCCCUCAAGGGCAUGACUUCUGGUACCAGCCAAGGCACAACGUCAUGAUGAGCACAGAACUGGGGGGGUCGAAAUUCUUCGCCAGCGGGUUCAACCAAGCUGACCUAGGGAAAGGGCGCUACGGCCGUCGUGGGGCUUUUCCUCACAGUUGCCUGAACGUCUGGGACUGGUCCACCCACUGUCUUCUCCAGUCGAUCGGUUUAGGGGAGGAUUCUGUUCCCUUCGAAGUUCGGUUCCUGCACGACCCCGACGCUGCACACGGGAUGGUAACCUGUGGACUCCAGAGCUCAGUCUUUCACUUCUACAAGACAGAGGUGUUUGUGGGCGGCAGCAUCCAAAAAGACGGGGUGGUCACGGUCCUUGAAGAUCCGGAGCUCAACUGCCAACCUGAUCCUUUCAUGAUCCAAGCAAGAAAAGUCUACGGGGGACCUCACACGCUUCAGCUCAGCUUGGACGGCAAGAGGCUUUACUGCACCAAUAGUCUGUACACUCCUUGGGAUAGGGUGUAUUACCCCGAUUUGGUUAGGGAAGGCUCCGUCAUGCUCCAGAUCGACGUGGACACGGAACAUGGAGGUCUGUGCGUGAACGAAGACUUCCUGGUCGAUUUCGGGAAGGAACCCUGCGGGCCUGCCCGGGCUCACGAGAUGCGUUACCCCGGGGGAGACUGCACCUCGGAUAUCUGGGAGUAGUUGGGGAGUAUGUGGGCCUAGUCCAACGCUAGCUUUGGGAGAGCGCUCCG
Molecule: messenger RNA, 1223 nt
Organism: Heteronotia binoei (common prickly gecko)
Lineage: Eukaryota; Metazoa; Chordata; Lepidosauria; Squamata; Gekkonidae
Product: methanethiol oxidase-like
Exons: 9
Coding region: 1-1173 (390 amino acids)
Molecular function (GO): selenium binding
Source: RefSeq, a predicted model, not a curated record